Messenger RNA from Paramecium pentaurelia, 5174 nucleotides. The record is from the annotation of a GenBank genome assembly. Lineage: Eukaryota; Ciliophora; Oligohymenophorea; Peniculida; Parameciidae.
AUGAGCUUUAUUCCAUCUUCUUAAUUUCUACUUGGACAAUUAUCAAAUCAUUAAUUGUAUUAAAAGUAAGUAGAGGAUAUGAAAAAGAAGAAUUUAGCAGGAUCACUGUGGGAAAUUGUGAAAAAAAUGUCAAGAAAAAAAGAAAAAAAAGAUAAAUCGAAUGAAAAUUAUUUUAGUGAGUUUUCAUAAAAUAUCAAUCGUGGAGCAUUAUAAUGUUUUUCUGAACUUUGUACUGAAUUAGCUUGCAAUAAUAAAAUUACGUAAGUUAAAUUUAUUAAGAAUAGUGAAGUUAAUUUAUCUAGAUGUAAUAUUAAUAUCUAUCAAUCUAUGGAGUUGGCUAAUCUUGUUUAGAAAAAUACAAAUAUCUAAGUAUUAUAAUUAGCAGGAUGCAAUUUGAAUUCUUUUUCUCUAAGUUGUAUAUUCAAAUCAGUAAUAUAUUCAACAUUUUUAUAAAGAUGAUAGAUCACACAGGUUUGACUCAUUUAAAUCUCUCUAAUAAUAAAGGAUUCACUAAGACAUCUAUAGAAGAUUUUUGUAAAUAUGUUUUAAAGGGUAAAAAUCCAUUAUUUGAAAUCAAUUUAAGUUUUUGUAACCUUGAUAAUUCAUCACUUACACUAAUUUUACCAAAUCUAAAACAUUUAAGAUCACUAAAGUAUAUUUCUAUUUUAUUUUUAAGACGAUUUAUCAUCUCAUUAGUAAAUUUAAAAUCUUCUGAAAGUAUUCUAGCUUUGAGUAGUGCAAUAAUUAAUUAUACAGGUAAUAAAUUCUUAGAUUAUUUGGAUGUUUCAUGGAAUUGGAUAACAAAUCAAGGACUAGAACUUUUAAAUGUAGCUUUAUUUAUGUCAGUAAGACAUAUAAACAUUAGAUCAUUGAAUUUAGAAUAUAAUUAAUUGACAUAGGAUUGUAUAGUAUCUUUAGAAACUAUUUUAUUAAAAUUGAAUAUUGAAGAAAUCAAUUUAUCAAAAAAUAAAUUAUCAGAGUUCUAGAAUCCAUAAGUAUUAAAUAAAAAAAUGUCUAAAGUUGAUUUAUCAUAUAAUAGAUUUGAAGAAAUUCCAUAAAAUUUCUUUUUAAAUGUUCUAUCUCUCAAUUUAUCUAAUAAUUCUAUUAAAACUCAAGGAGCUUACUAAAUUUCUUAGGUUGUGAGUUCAAAAAGAGUUAUGUGGAUGGAAUUAAAUCUGAAUAAUAAUGAAAUUUGUACUUAAGGUUUUAUUUCUUUGAUAUAUGCCUUAAGAGAAAAUUAAAGAAUAAUAAGUUUAUCUGUGGCUAAUAAUAAUAUUAAAGGUGAAGGUAUAUUAGUUUAUAUCUUCAAUCAUGAAUAAUUGAAUUUGUAAUAUUUAGAUAUAUCUUAUAAUUAUUUGAGAUAUGACUUAGUUUAUGCAUUAAUUUCUAUGAUGAAAGAAUGCUAAUUAAAAAAAUUAGUUUUAUCAAAAUUAAGAUAAGAUGAGAAUGAUAUAUGUAGUGGAAGAGAAGAAUUGAUUGAAAUUAAAUGCAAUAAUUUAAGAUAAUUAGAUUUCUCUUAAAAUAGUUGUAUGAUUUCAUCAAUACUAAAUUCUUUAUCAAAAUAAUUCAAUAAAAUAGAAUACUUAAAUCUUAAUAGUUGUGAAAUUAAUUAAACAAAUUUGAUUGACUCACUAUCUUCUUUUCUAUCCAAUACUUAAACUUUAUAAACACUAUUAUUGGCUAGAAAUAAUUUAGGAAAGAUGGAUGAAAAGAAUUUUAAAACAUUGAAUGAUGGAUUCUUUAGAAAUAAAUCUAUAAUGUAUUUGGAUUUAUCUUCAAACAAAUUAAAAAUUAAAAUAUUAUCUUUAAUACCUGGAUUGUCAAAUUGUCGAUAUUUAAGAUAUUUGAACAUUAGUAAUAAUUUAAUUUAUGAAACCAAAAACCUUAUAAAGGAUUUUGCAAAAUUGCUUGAUAAAAUUAAUUUAUAAUAUUUAGAUAUAUCGUAAAAUCAAAUUGGUGGAUAAACUUUAUUAUAUGCAAGAAAAAAAUUAUAAAAAUCCUGUCGUUAAUUUCCUCAGAUUAAGAUGCAAAAUUAGAAAUUAACAGCAGAUGAUUUAUAAAUAAUAACUUAGAUAAUUUCUGAAUCAUAUUCAAUAAAAAGAUUAGAGUUGUAAGAUAAUGAUUCUUUAGACUAUAUGAAUAAUAUAAUGUUGAUAGGAAAUAAUGUCAAGGUAGAUUCACUUUCAAUAAAUAAAAUUUUAUUUCGUUAUGAUAGUUUUAGAAAUUUAAUAAGAAUUAUAUAAGAAAAUUUUAGAAAUAUUAGAUUUUUAGAAAUAUCAAAUACAUUAUUAUUUUAAGAAUAAUUAAUAGAGUUAUUUACAACAAUUAAAUUGAUAAGGAAUCUAAUUGUUUUUAUUUUAGACUAUUAAUCAUUUUAAUAAAAAGAUGAUAAGAUUAUUGAUGCAUUAUAUAGUUGUUAAAAUUGUUUUCUAAACCUAGAGCAUUUUAGUGUAAGAAAAUCUAUUCUUAGAUUUUCAUUUUAUGUUUUUGUAUCUGAAUUACUUAGAAAAUCUCAAAAAUUAAUAUAGUUAGAUUUAAGUGGGAAUAUUAUAAAUAAAGAUGAUUUUAAGAUAUUAUGCAAUGGAUUAUUUACAAAUUCAAGUGUUUAAGGUAGUUAUUUUUAUAAUUCUUGUAGCUCUCAAUUUAAAAAAUUGUAGAUUGACUGAUGAAUCAUUAUUAUAACUUAUCCCUUGUUUACACGAUCAUUCUUCAAUUAAACAUAUUGAUAUUUCUUAGAAUGAAGUUUCUUUAAGGUUUUUACUUUAAAUUAAUGAAAUAAUAGGAAAUCAUAAAACUUCAAUUAAAAAUUUAAAAUUAUAGAAUAUACAGAUAUUUUGGGAUGUUGAAUCAAUUUAAAAUGAACUAAAUGUCAUUAAUAUUUUAAGCAAUUUAAAUCAUAUUGAUUUAUCAACUAAUUAUAAAUAGAAUGAAAGUAUAAUUAAAUUAUUAGAUUAUUUUAUAAAAAUUAAAACACUUGAUAACAUAUAAAUCUUAACACUCAAUAAUUGUGGUAUCAUGGAUGAUUAAUGUUAAACCUUAGCCAAUUUUAUUGAAGAUAAUAAAAUAAUAAAAGAGGCAUCAUUUAUUUAAAAUAACAUUACAAGUAAAGGUUUCAAACAUAUUUUUGAUCUUAUACUCACUAACAAAAGUUCUUUAAUUACUUUAAAUAUAUAAAAGUAAUGUAUUUAUUAAUAUUAAUAUAGAAAUUAUAUUGAUGAGCAAUAUUUUUAAGAUUUGACAGCUGCAGAUAUAAUUCCAUUAACAUAUUUUCAGUUAUUAAUAAUAGAUGGAAAUAAAUUUAAAGGACAUGCUCAAGGAAUUUCAUUAAUAUUACAUAGAAAUCCUAGAUUAUACAUAUUUAAUAACUGGAUUAAUGUGACAGAAAUGUUCGCUUAAUAAAUCAUUAAUUAAUAUGUUUUAUUUACAAGUUAACUUAAUUUAAAUAAAGAAGUGCCACAUUAUCUAAAAUAAUUAAUAAUUAGAAAUACAAAUCUAAGUGAUUAAUUUUUUAUAUGGUUUGGAUCAUAAUACUUUAAAUUUCCAUACUUAGAAAUAAUUGAUUUUAGAGGUAGUACAAAACAUAUGACAAGUAUGAGUAAAAUGCAUAUGUACAUAGAUAUUAUAAAUGAAUAUUUAGUAAAUUACAAUAUUUAAGAAGUAUGUUUUGAUCAGAAUUAAGCUUAUUAGUAAAUAUUAUAUGUAAAUUUAGGCUUAAUUAAUUUGAUGAUGGAUUAUUCAAAUAUUGGUUGCUUAAUUUAAAAGUCUUUUUAUAAAAUAAGAAUCAAAUUUCAUUAUCAAAAUUGGAAUAUUAUGGAAAUUAGAUAGAAAAAGUAAAAUGGGGUAAAAUUGGAAAAUGGUUAGUACAUUUAAUAAAUAAAUCAUUAAAUAUAAUUUAAAGUUUAAAUUAUGAUUUCAGAUUUAGCAGCUCAUUACACAGUUUUACAAGAUAAUCAUUAACUAAAAUAAGAAUAUAUUUGAUUAUUGUUUCAAUAAUAGAAAUAAUCAAAAUAUUUAUAGGUGUAAGAUAACUGUAAAUGAGAAUUAAUUUCAAAGAUAAAUUAAUUAAAUGCUAAACUACACAUAAUUAAUGCUUUUAAAAUGAUCUUCAUUGGGGUUUUAUUGGAGAAAUAUCUAUUUAUGUUGUAAUCAUUCUAGCACAAACUAUUGCAACCCUAUUCAUAGCUAUUAAAUUUCGAUUAAUAGCAACUCCAGACUAUUGCAUUUAAACUACAGAAAUGAUAAGAUUUUAACGAUUCAAAUUUCCUCAUAAGAAAGAGUUGUGGCUAUGUAUUUUGUAACUUAUAAUUUGGUUUACAUACCUACUUGAAUGCAGAAUUAUUGGAUCAAAUAUGGAAAUUCUAGCUUUUAUUAAAGAUAGUUAGAUGGAUAACAUAAUAGAUCUCAAAAAUAUGAUCACAAUGGUUAUUAGUUUUAUGACAUCAUUUUUGUUGUUGAAGGCAAUUUUUUAAAUUUAUAUCACUUUCAAAUCUCUCUUAUUAUUUAUUUCAACAGCAAGAACUGAUUCUGCAAAUAUCCUUUAAUCAUUAAUGCUGAAAGUGCAAGCAGAUCAUAUGUUAAAUAUUGAAUAUGUCAUCAGUAAUUUCUGUCCUUAGUCAGGUAUUUAUAUUAAAGGAAGAUUAUGGAAUUAUAAAUAGAUCUUUUAAUCUAUUCAUGGAUUUAUUGAGUUUGCUAUAUUAAUUAAUUUAAUCAUACUUUCAAAAUAUAGAAGAGAUCUUUUAAAUGAACAUAGGGUAUCUAAUAUGUUUACUUCAACUGAUAUUAUUACUAUUAUUUCAUAUGUAUUUUCAAGUAUUAAGAUUGUUAUGCAUCUUUAUUUUGCAUUUCUCUCAAGACCACCAUAACUAAAAGUAUCUGAUCUUAAUGAAGCACUAUUAUUAAGAAGAUAUUAAAAAUUAGGUAAUUAAUUAUAAAUUAUAAAAUAAAAACCAAAUAAAGAAUUUUAUUAAUCAUCAUUAAAAUCUAUUAGUAAAAAUAGUGGUUAAGAUUUUAAAUUUGGGUCUAUUCUAAAUACUAAAAGUGAUAGAAGUAUAGUUUUAUAAAAAAAUACUAUAAUUUCUGUUGAUAAAGAUAUAGAUUAUAUUGAAGAGUUUAUAUAACUUCCUAUGGAUCCAAUAAAAUGUAAAUCUAUGAAGAGCAUUAGAUUAAACUCUUGA